Engraulis encrasicolus (European anchovy) is the source of this 1882-nucleotide messenger RNA. RefSeq names its product PDZ and LIM domain 1 (elfin) (gene pdlim1). Gene Ontology annotation, biological process: heart development; actin cytoskeleton organization; muscle structure development. The coding region runs from base 183 to 1148 and encodes 321 amino acids. Gene Ontology annotation, molecular function: actin binding; muscle alpha-actinin binding. The transcript has 7 exons. Gene Ontology annotation, cellular component: Z disc; filamentous actin; stress fiber. NCBI's taxonomy places the organism in Eukaryota, Metazoa, Chordata, Actinopteri, Clupeiformes, Engraulidae. The record is from RefSeq and is a predicted model, not a curated record.
UUCUUAUCAGCGCACACUUCUGAGCAAACUAUUCGCUGAAUUCGCUUGUAGUUCCGCCCCUUCCGACUGUGGAUUUCAGAGCACAAGAGCACCUCCCGGUUUCAGAGUUUAUAGAAAUCCACUUCGGAAAGUGGAGUGUAGAUUUUUGCUGUCCAGGAGAUAUUCAGCAAAGUUCUCCAAUCAUGCCUGUUAAGGUUGUUAUGCAAGGUCCAGGGCCUUGGGGAUUCCGUUUGGUUGGUGGGAAGGAUUUUGAACAGCCACUGACCAUCUCACGUGUUACUCCAGGCAGCAAGGCAGCCCAGGCCAACAUGUGCAUUGGAGACCAGAUCCUGGCAAUAGAUGGGGAGGCCACGGAUGGCAUGACCCACCUGGAAGCCCAGAACAAGAUCAAAGCCUGUGGGGACGAGAUGGUGCUCUCUAUCGACAGGUCUGAGUCCAAAAUGUGGUCGCCACUAUCGUCGGAGGAGGGUAAGACCAACCCUUACAAGAUGAACCUGGCGUCAGAACCGCAGGAGGUGAAGCCCAUAGGCGCGGCCCACAACCGUAGUGCCAUGCCCUUCUCCCCGGCAGGCUCCAAGGUGGUCACCAACCAGUACAACAACCCCUCCGGCCUCUACUCCUCCGAAAACAUCCAGAGCUUCAACAGUGCCGUGGAUGACGUCAAGACUGUGGCGGCCGCCAACGAAUCUGGCAACGCGCCAGAUCCGUCCAAGGCGGGUGGGAAGGCUGGGAUCGCUGCUGAUUCGGAGGUGUACAAGAUGCUGCAGGAAAACCAGGACUCCAACGAGCCGCCCAGACAGUCCACCUCCUUCAUGGUGCUGCAGGAGAUCCUUGAAACAGGAGACGGAGACAAGCCCUCGGGCUUCAGAAGUGUGAAAGCGCCCACCAACAAGAUCGGGGCCUCCGUGGGGAAGGGUGCUGACACGCUGCCCGUCUGUGACAAAUGUGGCUCAGGGAUUGUGGGUAUGGUGGUAAAGCUGCGAGACAAGUUCCGCCACCCGGAGUGCUACACAUGCACAGACUGCGACGUCAACCUGAAGCAGAAGGGCCACUUCUUCGUGGAGGACAAGAUCUACUGCGAGAAGCACGCGCGCGAACGCGUCACGCCGCCCGAGGGCUACGACGUCGUCACCGUCUUCCCCAAGUAGACUGUUGCUGCUACUGCUGCUGCCGCCAAUGAUGACGAUGACACCACUCACGGAUUACCUUAACUGGAUGCGAUAAGACAGACUGCUGGAUAUCUUACAACAAAAAAAAUGCAUUGGAUUUACAUUCCAGAAAUGUAGAGAGUUCCAUGGAUGGAAAAGGAUGACUGCACAGAAGUAGUGAGCAGAGGGAUGAGAUGUGACUGGUGGCGAUGUGCUACCAGUCUUGUGUAGGACAGAAUUUGUCUCGUGUUUUAUAUUGUAUUAAUGCUGCCACAUACAGUAUGUUUGCACAUUGCUCUUUUUAAAAAAUAAAAAAAGAAUAAAAUAAAUAAGUAUGAAAAGGCCUUGAACAAGGUCUACCAGAAUGGUGCCACCAAACGGUUCAAACUGUGUUGUGUAUACAGUAUACACUUACUCAACCAGAAUGUCUCUUAAAAGAAAUCUGCCAAAAGCUACCUUAAAUGAAACCAAAUCUAUCUUCUCUUUUGUGACACAAUGAAUCUGUAAAUAUGUCCAGGGUGUAAAAGCACUGAAUAGGAUUUUAAACCCGCAUCACAACAGGUCUAAAAGGGUGAUGCCAUACCAGAUUGCCACUUGAUUGAACAGGAUAUAUAUAUUUUUUGCUCUCCUUUUAUUGGGAUAAUGUAACAAUCCUCCCUUUGUUUAAAUUCCAAGACGGUGACGAUUUUUAUGCUGCAUGUAUUUGACUAAGAAAAUAAAACAUUUUUACUAGA